UGCUGACAUCCCUUGAAACUAGAGAGGAAGGAAGAACGUACCCAGAAUAAGUGGAAUCAUAGCUUUGGUCCGGAGAACAACCCAGCAAACUGUUUAAGAAAGAAAUAAAACUCGCUGUAUUUGAAUGAUGUAAAAACGCACAGUUUUGGCAAGUAUUGCCCCUAGGUAUACCCCGUAACAUGGAUGCGUCAUACCUUAGUCAUGUUAGUAUGAUGGUUGUUUGUUGAAAAUACAGGAUUCGGGCUGCGUCCACACUACCCCGAUCUUGGGGCAAGCAGUUAGACUGUAAAAUGGCGCACAGCUGUCGGUGGCGAUUCCCUGCUCGGCCCGGUGGAAAUAGCAUCUCGGGCAGCUGGAGGAGAGCGGGACGGGUCCGGGUCACUGCUGCUCUACGAACUGUUACUGAUACUCAUCCGAACACGAAUGGGCUUGGGUUGGGCUUUGAUGCUGCGCUGCAAGUCUCUGCUGCUAUCGGCAACAACCUGCAGAAAUUUCGGGCUAUUUUAGGGGAGACGAGUGGCUCAAGCAGUGGGGAGGAAGAGGAAUUUUGUGGAUUUGGCACGAUCGAUGAACACAGAAGAAAAGAGAGCUCACUGAGACCUCCUGCAGACAAGACCCCCCUUGAGAAAAAGCCCAGAGGGCGGCCCCGUCGGUCCCCGGUGGUUCCUCAGCUCACUUCUCAUGAAAAGCCCCAGGAAAGCUACCGGCCACAAGAGAGGCCCUCAGGGAAGGCGAAUAGGUCCCCAGAAAGGCCCCUGGUUUCCAGAGAAAAGAGGAGAGGCCGACCCCCUAGGUCUGCCCAGAGGGGUGAUGCAGGUGCAGGGGAGCACCAAGGUGGGGGGCAGCAGGCCAGCAGGGGGUGGGUUUGUGGCCAAAAUGUGUCUGAGGGUGAGAGGGAGAGGCAGUGGGGCGCUCCCAGGGAUCGGCGUUUCCACAGGACCAAAGUGAAGCUCAAGUCCAGCCUCAGGGUGGUUGGGAGGAAGGGCGUGGCCAUUCCCGUGGCGCCGCGGCGAAAACGGGGGCGGCCCCCCUCCGCAGAACGCCUCAGAGCGGGGGCCCCCACUCCCUCAGGCCACCAGGGUCCCCACGUGGAAGUAGGUCCCAAACAAAAGACCCCUGGGGAUUUAGACCCUCGUACUCCUCAGCAUUUAAAACUCAGGACAACACAGACUACUGACGCCACCGCAGACCCCUCCUCCAACAGGUCCCCAGCGCCCGCCACACUGAGGAGGGUGCUGGGGGUCCGGCAGAGCCCGCGUCUGCUAAAACCGCCGCGCAUAGUUCCGCCUUCCCGGCGCAGCGAUGCUGCCAUCGCCAAGCAGCUGCUGCAGCGUGCCAAAAAGGGGGUGGCAGUGAGGGGGUGUCCGGGCGGGGCCGGCCGGGACAGGGCCAUGAGGAGGAGGUGGACACAGCUGAAGAAUAUUCGGCAGUUCCGCAUGCCUGUGGUCAGCACCAUCUCCAUGCGCGUCAUUAAGACCCCAAAGCGCUUCAUUGAGGAUGAGAGCGGUUUCCGGGUUCCACCACCCCAUGCCAAGAUGGCCCGUCUGGAUGCCGCCCCCUCUGCCUCCCUGCCUACCGCCCCUGCCUCUGCCAUCACUGCGGCCCCUGCUCCUGCUGGGACUGUAGUCUCCAUCGUCUCCCUGGCCCCACCCCUCACUGGCCCCGAGUUCGGCAGUACGGUUUCCCAGCAUUCCUCCCGCUCCAGCAGCCCCAGCCUCGACUCCUCCAGCGAGGCCCAGUCCCCACCCCCCCCAGUGCAUCCCCCGCCCCCAAGCUCCGAGCGAGGGCGGAUGGUGACGUUUGGGCGGGGCAGGAGGGGGAGGAGGAAAUGCCUCAUCAGUCCAGCCACGGGCCUCCUGCGCUCUUCCUCAUCCCAGCAGGCCUCCCCCGCAGCCUCGUCAUCCUCCCUGCCCCCUCUCCCCCUCCUUGCGCCGCCCCACCCCCUGCAGUCCUCGUCCCCCACCUCUGCUGUUGGGGAACAUCACCCCCACCACCACCCUGCCUGGGUCAUGCCCCACCCCAUGGCCUCCUUCCUGCCUCCCCCGCCCGUGCUCUCGCCCCUGCAGGACCAGCAGCGUUCCAUCCUGCGCCAACCCACCUUCCGCUGGUCCUCUGCCCUCGCCUCACGCCAGUGCUUCUCCUCCGCCAAGUACGCCAAGGAGGGGCUUAUCCGCAAGCCGGUGUUCGACAACUUCCAGCCUCCUCCGCUCACCGCUCGAGACGUUGGACUGCUGCCCCCGUGCGCCGGCGUGGGGGUGGGAGCACCCUUCGCCGCUCCGAGCAGGGGCACCGCGAUAGGGGGGUUCUUCCCACCAUUGCCCGCCCACCACCACCUACAACCCUCCUCCCGCUUUGGGGUCCCGCUUCACAAGCUCCGCCCCCCACUCCACAAGCUCCGCCCCCUCCUCCGAGCCCCCCGUUUCACUCCCAGCGAGGCGCACUCCCGCAUCUUUGAGUCCGUCACCAUCCCAAAGCCCAGGUCAGCCUCGCUGUCCGAGCUGCGCGCCCCAUCUCUUAUUGGCCAAGGAGUGCGCCGCAGGAGGAGGGGUCAGCCCCGGUCUCCCUCACAUUCCAUGACAACCCGGAGCAGCCAAUCAGGUGCACAGGCGGGAAAAGGCCCCUUGCAACAAGGAAGCUCUGUUGCCAGCCCCCUCCUCACAUGUGCCUUAACCUCUGCAUCUUUCAGCACCUUUACAGCACAACCCACCAGCCUGCCAGCUGAGCCCACGAUCCACAGGCCCUCUUCCACAUCAUCUUCCUCUUCGCUCCUCAUGUUUGCAUCCAGCCUUCAGCUGGCUGGCCGAGGGCCAGGGAUGGGAGGGAAGGAGAAGGUGUCCUCAUUGCCCCAGGAAAACCUUACCAAGGAGAAAGACACAGAGGAGCGAAAUGAAGAAGAGAACAAAAGGGAGGUAGAGAAAGAGUGCGAGAGGAGAGGGAUGGCUGUUGCUGCAGGGGGCAUUUCGGGGGUGGUACCCUGUCCUCUCGUUGCAGGGGGGAAUGCCACCGAGGAUCCUCCUCUGUGUUCCACCCCCAAAAAUGGUUCUGUCGACACCGCAGAAGACCCGCCCACCAUGGGGCCUGGACACAGGGCAUUCCCCGAAACUUCUCCUGCUUGCCCCACACUCAGGGUGCAGUUGUCCAAAAAUGACACGGCUGCAGACGGGGCUGAGGAGGAAGAGGAGAAGGUGGUAGAAGAAGAGGAGGGGGAGGAGGAGGAAGCAGAAGAGGAGGAGGAUAAAGAAGAGAGUGUGAAUCCCCCGUCCCAGCAGCCCCCCGCCCCUUCUCUUGACCCUGCUCUGGCUCCUGAGGGCAGGCAGCAGGUUGCAGGGAUGCUGAAGAAGGGCAAAGCUCAGCCCUGUAAAAUGGAGAAGAGCAGGCCUCUGAAGUCUACAGAGCCACCUAAAGCACAGGACUUUUCAGACACCCCAGGCCGGGGGCCACGCAUUAAGCACGUGUGUCGCCGUGCCGCUGUGGCGCUGGGCCGAAACCGCGCUGUUUUCCCCGACGACCUGCCCACCCUGAGUGCCUUGCCCUGGGAGGAGAGGGAGAACAUCCUGUCUUCCAUGGGGAACGAUGAUAAAUCCUCGGUGGCGGGCUCAGAAGAGGCGGAGCGUCCCGUCCCUCCCGUGAGGCCAGCCAUGAGGCCCAGGGUGGUGCCCGACUCCCCGGCGCGGGCGGGACGGCGCUCGCGCCGCUGCGGGCAGUGCGCCGGCUGCCAGGUCCCGGAUGACUGUGGCGUCUGCGCAAACUGCCUGGACAAGCCCAAAUUCGGGGGGCGCAACAUUAAGAAGCAGUGCUGCAAAGAGAGGAAAUGCCAGAAUCUCCAGUGGAUGCCUGCGAAGAUGUUCCUCCAGAAACCAGGGAAAGUCAAGAAAGAUAAAAAAGAGAAGCAGAUGUUUGAGAGAAAGGACUGCCGUCAACCUGUGAAGACUCCCCCUUCAGAGGGCAAUCCCAAACCAGUCCCACUCACUUUAAAGGAGGAGCCUGCUCACAGUGAAACUCCUCCCCUAAAACUCAGCGAGGAGCAACAACCACAACAGCCCCCCUCCACCCCCAACCCAGCUGCAGCUCCCGAGACUAAGCAACGUUCACCCCCCCUCCAGCAGGCUCCCCCACCUCAGUCCCAGCUACCCCCCCAGCCAAAUCAGACGCCUCCACAGAAAGGAAGUGUCACCAGCCCUUCUCCCACAGAACCCAAAGAAAAGCCCCAGCAGUCAAACAUGGGCCCGCCCCCAACUGAAUCAGCUUCCGAAGUAAAGCUGAUGAGAAAACUGACUCCUGGAUUUCCUCUCCCUGAUAAAAACAAAGCAAAAGAGAAGGAGAAGCAGACCCCCACGAGCAGGUCUUUAAACUCGCUGAGCACUCCCUCGACAGGGGGCGCUGCUGCGCCCAGAGUACCCUGCGACGGAGUGCAUGGCCUGCCGGGGGAAUUCAAGGAGGACUGUGACGUGGAGAAUGUGUGGGAGGCAGGCGGCCUCAGCAUCCUCACCUCUGUGCCCGUCAAACCGCUCACACUCUGCCUGCUGUGUGCCAGCAGCGGGAACGUGGAGUUUGUGUUCUGUCAGGUAUGCUGUGAGCCCUUUCACCUUUUCUGCCUGGGGGAGGCAGAGCGCCCCCUGCAGCAGCAGCGGGAGAACUGGUGCUGUAGGCGUUGCCGUUUCUGUCAGGCAUGCGGCCAGCAGGACCCCAGGAGCAAGCAGCAGCUACUGGAAUGUGAGAAGUGUGGAAACAGCUAUCACCCUGAGUGUUUGGGGCCCAAGCACCCUCGCAGACCCACCAAAAAGAACAGAGUCUGGAUCUGCACCAGGUGUGUGUGCUGCAAGAGCUGUGGGUCCACCUCUCCGGGGAAGGCUGCCGAUGCCCAGUGGUCACAUGACUUCUCCAUGUGUCAAGAUUGUGCUAAACUCUUUGUUAAAGGUAACUUCUGCCCGCUCUGUGACAAGUGCUAUGACGAUGACGACUAUGAGAGUAAGAUGAUGCAGUGUGGCAGCUGUGCACGCUGGGUGCAUGCCAGGUGUGAGAAUCUCACAGAUGAGAUGUAUGAGAUCCUGUCCAAACUGCCUGAGAGCGUGGUCUACACCUGCACUAGCUGCACACGGCACCCCCCAGCAGAGUGGAGGACUGCCCUGGAGAAAGAGCUGCAGAGCUCGGUACGCCGUGUCCUGAAUGCACUGCUCAACUCCCGAACUUCUGCACAUCUCCUGCACUGCACACCGGCUGUAAUGAAGCUGUCAGAGCUGAACCCAAAGUCGGAGGGGAGCCUACCGUCUCGCCGCUCCCCUGAGGGUCCCAACCCUCUUCUCCUAAGGGGGGCGCCCCACUCUAACAAGUCCCCCCCAGACCUGGAGUCUGUGAAGACAAAGAUGGAGAGUGGUGGCUAUAGGUCUGUGCUGGAGUUCAGCGAUGACGUGGUGAAAAUUAUCCAGACUGCCAUCAGCUCUGAUGGAGGACAGCCAGAGAACAAGAAGGCUAACAGCAUGGUGAAGGCCUUCUUCAGCCGGCAAAUGGAGCGGGUCUUUCCCUGGUUCCAGGUGAAGGAGUCCAGGUUCUGGCAGCCCCACAAAGUGUCACCCAGCAGUGAGUUGCUUCCAGAUGCAGUUCUGCCUCCUUCCCUGGACCACAACUAUGCGCAGUGUCAGGAGAGGGAUGGGAGCCCCCCGGCAGAGCAGUCUCUCCUCAUGAAGAAGAUCAUCCCUGCACCCUGGCCCCAGACCCUUGGGGAGUCUGACCCCCCAAUCACCCCCUCACCUGCCCCAUCCCAAAACCUGCGAGAGGACAGUCCUGAAGUGGUCCCACCCCCUGGUUUGAGUGACAGCCGGCAGUGUGUACUCUGUCUGAAGUUUGGAGAUGAUAACAUUAAUGAUGGUGGCAGACUUCUGUACAUUGGGCAGAAUGAGUGGGCCCAUGUGAACUGUGCGCUGUGGUCAGCUGAGGUGUUUGAGGAUGAUGAUGGUACCCUGAAGAAUGUUCACACGGCAGUUGCACGUGGGAAGCAGUUGCGCUGUGAGUUGUGUAAGAGGUCGGGGGCAUCAGUGUGCUGCUGUGUUUCUGGCUGCAGCAGUAAAUUCCACUUCAUGUGCGCACGGCGGCAACGUUGUGUCUUCCUGGAGGACAAGAGGGUGUACUGCCCACGGCACCACAACCUCAGCAAGGGUGAGGUGGUAUCAGAAUCUGGGUUUGGCGUGGCACGGAGGAUCCUUGUGGAUUUCGAGGGGGUAAGCCUGCGGAGGAAGUUCCUGAGCUGUGCGGAUACAGAGAGUAUCCAAAUUAUGAUUGGUUCCAUGACCGUUGACUGCUUGGGAAUACUGACAGAGCUGUCUGACUUUGAGCACCAUCUAUUUCCCAUCGGAUACCAGUGUUCGAGAGUGUACUGGAGCACUGUAGAUGCCCGAAGGCGCUGUGUGUACACCUUCAGGAUUCUGGCAUGUGGUCCUCUGUUAGGAGAUCCUGUCUCAGAAAUGGAACUUUCACCUCAGGUGGACCCAGUGAAGUCCUUCUCCAUUCCCACAACAAAACCAAAGGCUAACAUGCGGAAUGGAGAACACAACCAAACCCUGGGCCAGUCUCCUUGCUGCAGUCCCCUUCCUUCUCCAGGAGCCCUGGUUGAUUCUCAUCAUGGAAUUGUAAAGGUGGAUGAUGCCCCUCUAAGCUCUGGACUGCAGUGCAGUGCCCAACAGUGCCACACUUCCUCCCCCUCUCCUUAUCUUUCAAAACAGAGAGUCACCUCCACUGUAUACGGUGGUGGUAUACUGAGCCAACUAGGGACCAUCUCGACUGCACUCUCCCUCUCCAUCACCCCCCAACAUCCAGGGGCAAAGGAGGUGGAACGGGAGAGAUACCCUGCUGUGGACAGCCUGAGUGGUGAGACGAUGACUUUAAUCCCAAGGACCCAGAGUAAAUGGCGUGAUGGUGUGCCAAAGAAGAGAGAAAAUAGCAGAAGGGCACAUGAUGGUAAGCUGCCUGGGCCAGAACAUGUUGUGGCUGGCUCACUCAAGGAACGAGCUGCAUUACCUCCUGAUACUGUGGUGCUAACUGGGCUGUCGAAGAGCAGCAGCUGUAAGCUGGAAAAGGGGGAGCAGUGCAGGAGAGGCACAGAAGGGCUGCCUUCCCCACAUUCUCCUGCAACCCUUCCUAGGAGUAACCUUGGGAAAGAUACUAUUAGGAGCAACUCAGCAAACAAUGCUAGUAGGGGUAACUCAGUUAAGGACACUAGUAGGGGUAACUCAGUUAAGGAUGCUAUUCGGAGUAACCUGGGGAAAGAUACUAGAAGGAGCAAAUCAGAGCAGGACACUAGUAGGGGUUAUUCGGUGCAGGAUGCUAGUAGGAAUAACUCAGUGAAGGAAACUAGUAGGAGUAACUCAGUGAAGGAUGCUCGCAGGAACAGCUCUGAGAAGGAUGGUAGUAGGAGUAACUCAGUGAAGGAUGCUUGCAGGAACAGCUCUAAGAAGGAUGGUAGUAGGAGUAACUCAGUGAAGGAUGCUCGCAGGAACAGCUCUGAGAAGGAUGGUAGUAGGAGUAACUCAGUGAAGGGUGCGCAUAGGAACAACUCUGAGAAGGAUGAUAGUAGGAAUAACUCAGUGAAGGAUGCUCGUAGGAACAACUCUGAGAAGGACGCUAGUAGAGGUAACUUGGUGAAGGACAGUAGUUGGGGUAACUCGGUGAAGGAUGCUAGUAGGAGUCACUCAGUGAAGGAUGCUACUAGUGGGAGUAACUCAGAGAAGGAUGUUAGUAGGAACAGCUCUGAGAAGGACGCUAACAGGGGUAACUCGGUGAAGGACACUAGUAGGGGUAACUCAGUGAGGGAUGCUAGUAGGAGUAACUCAGUGAAGGAUACUAGUAGGAGCAACUCAAUGAAGGAUGCUAGUAGGAGCAACUCGAAGAAGGACACUAGUAGGAGUAACUCAGUGAAUGAUGCUAGUGGGAGUAACUUGGUGAAGGAUGGUAGUAGGAACAGCUCUGAGAAGGAUGCUAGUAGGAGUAACUUGGUGAAGGAUGGUAGUAGGAACAGCUCUGAGAAGGAUGCUAGUAGGAGUAACUUGGUGAAGGAUGCUAAUAGGAGUAAAGCAGAGAAGGAUGUUAGUAGAGGUAACUCAGUGAAGGAUACUAGUAGGAGUAACACAGUGAAGGAAGCUAGUCGAAGUAGCAUAGUGAAACAUAAUAGUAGAAGUUACUCAGUGGAGAGUACUAAUAGGAGUAACUCAGUAAAGGAUACCAGUUGUAGUUACUCAGUGAGGAGUAGUUCAGUGAAUUGUGCCCGCACUAAUACCUCUGUGAAGGAUCCUUGUAGGGAUAACUCCACAAAGGAUGCUGGUAGGAGUAACUCAGUAAAGCGUGCUAGUUCGAGCAACAGAGUAAAGGAUACCAGUAGUUGUAACUCAGGGAAGGACGCUGGUAGAAGUAAUUCUGUAAAGGAUACUAGUAGGAGUAAUUUGGUUAAAGAUACUAAUAGGAGUAACUCAAUAAAAGAUAGUAGUAGGGGUAUAUCAGUAAAGGAUGCUAGUCGGAGUACCUCAGUAAAGGAAAAUAGUAUGAGUAAGUCAGUAAAGGAUGCUGGCAGGAGUAAUUUAAUGAAGGAUACCAGUCAGCAUAACCCAGUGAAGGAUAUGACUAGCAGUAAUCUGGUGAGAGAUACGAUUAUGAGUAACCUGGGGAAGAAGAGGAAUUCAGCCCAGGCUACUGCAGGUACCAUGAAACCAGGACCUCAGCCACAGUACCACAGGGCUGCAGUAAAUAUUUCCCAUGGGCAUCUGCCAGGGCCAGCUUCAACAGCCUCCUGCAAGCCCUUGUGGUCCCUGGAAGCCACAGCAGGAGAUGCUGUCACCCACAGUGCAUCCAACAGCCGAGAAAGGAGCUCCAAAGUGAGAGCCACGGGUAGUGUGACAGUGAGAGAUGGACACAGGAACAGGGAGGAACUCACACUGAAAGGUGAAUCCAGGAGCAGUGGGGAGGCAGUAGUGAGAGAGAGAGACAAAAAGAACACUGCAGGCAUCAGAAGCAAAGCAUCUGGGACAAAGGGAAAGGAAAAGCAUCCAGACCAAGCGGGGUCUUCCAGUUGUGAUCAGAGAAACUGCGCUAAUGUAGAGGAACUGAAGCUAAGGUGUGAAUUGGAAAGAGGCCUUAAGGCUUCGCAGGUUGACACGCCGAAGUUAGGGAAGGAAUUGUCCCCAAAGGAAAGGAAGCAGUGGGACCAGGUAAAAACGACACAUCUGAGAACAGAUCCGAAUGAGACUCACACUGUCAGCACCUCCUGCUCCACAGUUACAUCACCCUCCUGUUCCUCAUCUGCUGCUGCUCAGAGUCUCCAUACAAGAUCCUCAAGCCUGCUGGUCUUCUCCUCUACAUCCACAAGUCCAGAUAGUUCAGAAUCAGAAUCUGAGCGUCACCUCCCUGCUCAUCACUGUGAGGAUGAUAAGGAUGGCCCUGAGGAAGGUGAGGAGGAUGGUAGUGCUGCAGAUGAGAACCAAGAGGACGACAGUGAUGAAUCUGGUUCUGCAAAGCGGCGCUACCCACGGCGCAGUGCUCGUGCACGCUCCAACACGUUCUUUGGCCUCACGCCUUUUUAUGGUGUGCGUUCUUAUGGAGAGGAAGAUGUGCCAUUUCACUGCGAUGGAGAAGCCUGUGAGCAGAAGAGGGCUGGGGGUAGGAGCAGCAAGCUGUCACCAGAAGGGCAGGUGGACAGGGCAGACAAUGUGUGCUCCUCUUCUUCAGCGGAGAGUGAGGAAGAUGAGGAGGGUAGUAGUGAAUGCCCAAAAAAAGAUGCAUUCUAUUAUAAUUUCACCCGCACUGUCCUCAGCCCUGGUAUUGAGCAGUCUGUGGGCAGGAUUCCAGAGCUUCACAGCUUCCUGAAGAAAGAAGCAGGAGCUAAGGAGACAAAAAGGGAAGAGGCAGGAAGCUCAGUAAAGAGCCUAGGCCAGCCAAGGAUCGGCCAACUGGAUGGAGUUGAUGAUGGCUCUGAAAGUGAUGCUAGUCUGAGUGCUGCCGGCAUGAACACCACAUCCACCACGUCUACAUCAACAAAGACCACUCGCAAGAAGAAGGCCAAGGAGGGCCGGGUGGAACAGGACCGGCCAGAAAAGCAGGAUGAAAGCAGCAGCAGCGGGUGUGGAAAUAGCGGUGGCCGUGGAAAUAAUGGAAGCCGUAGCCGUAGCAGAAAGAAUCAGAAGGAGAGCUCUCUCUCGCUGGGCAGUGGGAAGUCACAGGGACAGGGUCCCCUGGAUGCUCAGCUGUCCCUUAGCACGGACCUUCUGAAGUCAGAUUCUGACAACACCAACAGUGAUGACUGUGGGAACAUCCUACCCUCUGACAUCAUGGAAUUUGUGCUCAAUACACCAUCCAUGCAGGCCUUGGACCAGCAGCCUGAAUCCUCCUCCUCUCAACUGCUGUCCCUAGAUGAGGGAUUUAGCCUUGAUGGAAACCGGGGGAAAGACAUGAGCCUCUUUGAAGAUUUCCCUCAGCAGCUGCCCAGCACCGGGUCAGCUGAGAGGGGAGCCUCUGUGCCAGGGGAUGAGCCAUUCCUCCCUCUGGAGCUGCCUUCUGACCUGUCUGUGCUCACUACCCGUAGCUCCUCAGUGACCAGCCAGAACCCUCAGCCUGAGCAGCCAGAGCCUAGCAGCCACCCCAUCAUAUCCCUGCCCACUGAUGAUUCCACUGGGGAGAAAGUAAGCAAUAAGACCGGAGGGAACAUAGUUGCCAAUGAAAACCAGCAAGGUGGCCUUGGAGGUGGAGAUCUGCAGUCUGUAGAGGGUCGCAUCACCCCUGGUCACAUAGACGCCAAUCUCAUUGCAAGCCCAUCCACAGGCGAGGUGAUGGAAUCGGCCAACCGUGAGGUGACUGACACUUCUGGUACAUCUGGAUUGCAAGGUCUUCAGAAACACAACUAUGUACCUACUCCUGCUGGUAGUUCAGGCUCCACCCAGGUGGCUAGCACUGCAGUUCAGCCCACUCACUUGAAGCCAGGCACUGAAAACCUAAUUGUGGUGAAUCAGCACCUGCAGCCCCUUUACGUUCUGCAGACAUGUCCUGGUGUCACCCAGAAGAUCCAGAUUGCUCCCUCAGUCACUACAGCUGCAGUUAUUGAUACCAGGUCCUCCCUUAUCAGCUCCAUGACAGGAGGUUUGACUCUUACUGCAGGCCUGCACACCGGGGUUCCAGCUCCUCAGUCCAUGUUUCCCCCUGGGAGUAAAGGGCCAAUACCUAUAUCCCACCACCCUCAAAUCCACACUUUCACUGGUACUGCACACACGGGAUGCCAGCCUAUGCCCAGCGCGUCAUCAAGCCUGCUCAUUGGGGUUCACCCUAAUGACCCCCACAUACUGGUGUCUGAGGCUGGGCAGCACCCUGGUCUUGCCCCCAAUUCUGCCAUUGUCUCCUGCAAUUCAUCCAUGCCUUCUUCUGUGCAGAAUAAGAAGCGGCCUAUUUCCCGCCUCCAGCCACGCAGGAGCAGGAAGCUGGCUCGAGCCCAGAGCCAGCCUUCCAAUAUGACUCUUAUCAACUUAUCCCCUAUGCAGAUUACUGCUGGAAUCCCAGCACAGCCUGAACUAGUAGAACUAGGCGCCCUGACCUCAGCUGCUCCUGCACCACACCGGAAAGUCCCCAACAUUAUCAAACGGCCUAAAUCAGGGGUCAUGUACUUUGAGCCACCAACUCUGCUGUCACAUGGAGUGUCAGUUUCCGCUGCACAGCCUGUUGUCCUAGGGCACGAGCCCCCCGCACAGCUGCUGCCCUGUACUGUAUCGGGACUGAACCCUAAUCAGUCUGUACUGAACGUGCUGUCAGUUCCUCCUGGGGGCACUGGCAGCCUACUGAGCACGUCAGCUCUCACUACGCCCAUCAGUGGCUUGCUCCUCAAAGCUAGCCAGCAAAGCAUGGGUCUUCCAGACCACCAGAUGAUCCUACAGUCAGGGACACCCAUAAUCCCACAGCUGAGCAACACAACCCAGACCCCUGUUGCCAGUAGCAUCUGCGUCCUGCCUCCCACUCAGCUGCCCUCCCAUCAGACCCUUGGCAUUUCAGCAGCUCAGCAGGAGGCUCAGCAUCUACAGCAUCGCCCAGCCAAGAAACCACAACCUCCUGGUCACAGCACAAGCGUCCAGAACUCCGUCCUGCUCACCUCUGACAGGGUGUCAUCCCAGGCGUCACAAACUAAAGACAUCUCCAGGACCCCGGACCAUCCGCAAGCAUGCAAAACCACAAGCACUGCGGGCACAGCUCCACUCUCUGGCAAGGGGAAGCAGAAAGGAAAAAGGACUCUGCACAGCUCUGAUGAAGCCGGAGGCAAGAAGGCCAAGGCCUGCCACGCAGACCACCCCCGUGAGCGGCUGGGCGAGCCCAACAAAGGCAGCUGCUCUUCAUCCACAUCUGGGUGGCGGGACCCAGUCUCCCAUGAUCCCAUGGACACGGAGAAACUCAAGGAAAGGGAGGUGAAGAGGGCUGAGAUACUACAGAAGAACCCCAAGCCCACAGCUCUUGAUCCCCAUAAGGAAGAAGGGGCCAAAUCAUCGAUCAGUGAACGAAGGCUACUGUUUGAGAUUUGCAGUGAUGACGGCUUCCAGGUCUGCUGUGAGACCAUUGAAGAAGCCUGGAAGUCCCUGACAGAUAAAGUUCAGGAGGCGCGCUCACAUGUCAAUCUUAAGGAGCUUUGCUUUCAAGGAGCAAGCGGGCUGAGGAUGUUGGGUCUGGUACACAACGCUGUCAUCUACUUUGUGGAGCAGUUGCGUGGCGCCCGGCACUGCCGCAACCACCGCUUCCGUUUCCACAAGCCGGAGGGGAUGGGCGACCCGCCCGUCAACCCCCACGGCUCCGCCCGUGUUGAACAGCACCACAGGAAGUCAUUGGUUGACAUGUUUAACUUCCUGGCCUCCAAACACCGUCAUCCCCCACCAUACCAGCACCGGGAGGAGGAGGCGCAUCCAAAGUCUGCUCGGCGUGGCUCCAGUGUGGACCUGCCUUUACCAAUGAGGCUCAGACGCUUGAAGAAGGCAUCCAAGAAAGCUUUAGGGGUCUACAGAUCAGCCAUCCAUGGCCGGGGUCUAUUCUGCCGGAGGAACAUUGACGCAGGAGAGAUGGUGAUUGAGUACUCAGGAACUGUCAUUCGCUCCGUCCUUGCUGAAAAACGCCAGAGGUAUUAUGAGGGCAAGGGAGUCGGCAGUUACAUGUUCCGCAUUGAUGACUAUGAAGUAGUGGAUGCUACCAUGCAUGGCAACGCGGCUCGCUUCAUCAACCAUUCCUGCAAGCCCAACUGCUUCUCGCGUGUCAUCAACAUCCAGGGCCACAAGCGCAUCAUCAUCUUCGCCCUGCGCAACAUCUGCAGGGGCGAAGAGAUCACUUACGACUACAAGUUCCCCGUCGAAGGGCCGGGCCACAAGCUUCCCUGCAACUGUGGAACAAAGACGUGCCGCAAGUUUCUCAACUGACGCCCCGCCCUCUCUGCGUACUCAUGCCAGGUCUCUCACUUCUGUCCCCGCAGUUGUCUGAGCUCUCAGGAAAAGGGGGGUACUGAACCCUGCCUUUCCUGUACCGUACAAGGAGGGGCUUCAAACGGAGUUCACAAGGUAACUGUCCAGCGCACCCUUGCUUUAUGGGAAGUGGGUGGAGUUUAUACUGUGAGAGGCCUUUGCUUUAUGAGGGGACUUCAAGAGGCAAAUUCAUUUGCAACCAAAUUGGGUAUUUUUUCAUAUUUUCACCAAAGUGCGAUUUGUAGCAGGGAAGCAAGUUGCUUUUCUUUCAGCAGAAAAGGAAUAACCAGCCUUUCCCCUCAGAAGCAUCUCCCUGUUUGAAUGUAUUCACCUUACUGCCCCACACAUCUGAUCUGGGGUCAGCACAACAAACCCUAAUCCUAUGGCGAAUGAUAAUGUGAAAAAAAAACCUGAAACUGAUCUAGCAUCAGCACUUAACGGCAGACUCAGUUUACACCGGAGGAAAAAGGAGCUGUGCUGAGUUUUAUUUAAAAUAUCCGUUGUGUGACUAAAACAUUCAAAAUAUUAAUUCAUAAUUUUACAGGCAAAGUAGUCUUAGACAUUAGAGGGAGCCAGCAGUCUUAGAGUUAGACUUGUAACAGGAAGUGCGAUGGUUCUCUUUUAAGGUCAUAGUGAUGUUGUUUAUAGUGAUAUUCAUGUGCGUAAUUAAACCGUGUAAAAGUCCUUACUAGACAGUACUAGGCGGAGAAUAAGGCAGUGGACAAAAUCCCGGUUCUGACCACUGACUGACUGCAGACUGAACUAACCUCUGUAGUUCAGGAAUGUGUGUGUGUGUUUUUUUUAUUUUUUAAUUAUUUUUAAUUUGUGCUGUAUAUUUCAGUUUCUCCUUUAUGCUUGUAUGUAAAUAAUUUAAUACACCAAAUAAUCUGAAUCAGUUGCAUUACUCCUUAGUUAAAAUGGAGACGGAGUGCUUUAUACAGUGUUAUACAGUUUUGCAGACCUGGCAGCAGAAUUAUUGGGAAAGACGGGCGAUUUUUUGGGCGGGCACAUAUCGAUCAAUGUUCUCAAGCGAAAUACCAGCUGAUCUACACAGGAUAUUGCGUUUUCCCAAAAUUUUGAAACAAUUUUUUGUUGUUGUAAAAUGCUACUAUUCAUUUAUGUGAAGUAUGCGUACUAAUACUAUUAGUCUAUAAUAAUAAUAAUAAUAAUAACAAUAAUAAUAAUAAUAACAAUUAAAUAGACAAUUUUUGUUGGUCAGCAGCUAGAGAGGAGGGACGGGCCGGGGAGGGGGGCACAGAGGUCAUCCAGAGCAGGCCCGACCCAAAAAUGCCCACCCAUAGCGCCGGGUCUGCAAGUCUGCUUAUAUAUUUGUUGUUAUUAUGGCCUAUUUACUUCCUGGUCUUAUUGGUCUAUUGAAGCCGUUUGUUACGUUGGCAUGUCUUUAUUCCCCUGCUGUAAAGGGAACCAAACAACCCCUUUAUACCAGCUCUUUAAAGGAUUCUGUCAGGAGACUUUACCUCAACGUUGGUUAUGUGAGCAUGUAUUUUAUUUUAUUUGCAGUCUUUACUGGAGACUGGAGCUGUAUUGAAGUCUUAUUGUUUGUCCGUAUGCCUGUUUUUAUGGAUAAAGCGAAAUCAUGCUUUUAUUUUUUAAAUGUAAGUAAUAUGUAUAUUUUUCUAUAGGCAAGACAGAAAGGCACUUGCCUGUGAAGAACACUUAAUGGUUUUAUAUUUUUUUAAAGAAAACACUAUUUAUUUUACUGCGUUUUUUUGUAGGAAAUCAGACCGUGUCCAUACAGCAGCUUGGUCUUGAUGGCUGCUUUUAUAUGUUUAAUUUUGUAGCCUGUAUAUUAAUUUCUAUUCCAAAGAAUAAAACUCUCUAUCGACCAGGUGCUCAUACUCACUGUCAGUCUGAGCUCGUCAGGGCAUCUUCAAAAUACAGCUUUAGUAUUUGAGGGAGACAUAUCAGAAUAUAAAUGUUGACCUAGGACAGUAAGACAUGUGCCAGCCUUAAUUCCAGAAGAAUAUGUCAGGAUGCCCCCUAGCCACACCCAUAUUUAAAUGAUUUGAUCUGUGCCAUUAUUUUGAAUUCUUUUUUCUCUUAUUGAAAAGCAGGGCUCUUAGUGAAAGGAAAUUCAUAUGUGUUCUGAGUGCAACAGCAUCUGUAGUCAUACAGGUAUAUUCAUUUUUUAAUGAAUGAUUUAAAAAAAAAAAAAACAUAUUACAUUAUCCCAAAUUAAAACUGUAGGCACUACCACUAAAGGUGGGUUGGGCAGAUUGUGGCUCAGUCGUUCUGUAGCCUGCACUGAAUCAUGUGAAGCCUGUUGCCUUCAGCAUGGCUGGGUGCUGCUAUGCUCAGUGGUAUUGGGUGUGUUCAUGUUUGUUUUUGUGGACAGAUGGCUGAUACUCCAGCCAGGUAAAGUGCUGCAGUGCAUAGCUGUAGCAUGUCUUUGUUUCAGUUAUAAAGCAUCACGCUGUUUCUUUUUCUUCAUUUCCGAACGGAUCAGCGUUUAUACCGUGUAUAUAUUCUAUGCUAGCAACACAGCAUCAGUCAAUAUAUACACAGAUUUCAUGUUUCUUUCAAAAUGUGGCACAUUUUUAGUGAAAUGUUUAAUUCUGACAAACAAAACAUUGUUCUUGUUAGCUAACCCUUGUUGCACUGCCCUUGUUUGAGAUUAUGCUCUACUUACAAUGCAAGCACUUGACACACCUGUCACAUUGUCUUAAAGCCAGAGUCACCAUGUAAAUAUUCGUUAAGAGGUCUGCGCUCUGGGGCUGCUGGGUGGCUCACCCUGUUAAGGCGCUGUUCCAGUGCAUCGAUCGCACGCGCUUGUCUGCACCCUCCCAAAUCGACAACAGAGCUUGCAGUGAGCCUUGCAAUGUAAGCAUGAUUGGGAACCUCAAAUGGGUGAGACAAAGGGGGGAAAGCAUUUUUUAAAAGAGGUCUGUACUCUGUUUUAUUGUUGCUGAAAAAUGCUUCUUAUGACCGUAUCGCAACACUGGACAUUUAUGAUUGGAUUGUUAAGUUGCGUUUUUAAAAAGAUUUUUUUGCCUACAUUGUUCUGUGGUAACACAUUAUCCAUUUAAUAUGUGGAAAUGAGUAUUUAAAACUGAUGUCGAAUUGCUUACAUCUCAAGUAAGCCUGGCUCUUGUUAGAGACUUUGCAUCUGAUGGACAUUUUAUUGUAUCUUUUGAAAGAUUUGGGUCAGUGAUGUAUUAGUUGAUAUGUUAAUUGUUAAUUAACAAGUGUUCAUUUUUAUGUUUGCUGAAUAUAUGAAUGAUUUCAGUGCUUGUGUCCAUGUGUGCAUGUGUGUAUAUAAUGUGGUUGUAAACAUCCUUUUGAAGUCAGGCAUUUUUAUCUUUGUUUGUUGUAGUGGGGAAUGCAUUUCUGUUGUAAAUUUAUAGCAGGGAUUUUAGACUGCUUUCUUAAUGUGGUAUUGUUUAAGGCCUACCAAGUACUCUUCUACACACAUCUCCCUUAUCGCUUCUCUCCAUUUUCUUAUACUUUCAUUUAGUGUUACAUAAACUGGGAAUAACAAUAUUUAUUUUGAGAAACAUUUAAUAACCAUCAUUGACGUCACAGGUUACAGUAGGUGUCUGGCCUAAACAGGAACAAGCUUUCUUCACAAUUGUUCCUUUUGUUUUUUCCUUUGUUCCAAAGGAAGUGUAUAGGCGCUGGCUUAAGGGAGACUUGUUGGAGCAGCUUAAAAACACGGUGUCAAAGGGUUCCUGUGGCCUUGCCUUGAUGUUUUUGUCAUGGACGCCUUUUCAUUUUGCCUUUCCUUGAGAAUGACGAUCAUGAUGGUGAUGAUGGUGAUGACAGUCCCUGUGAAUCGGUUUCUUGUCAGGAAAAACCACUGAACCACAAUAAUUUCCCAAUGUACCGAAACUACUUAAAGACUGAAUGUAAGACUAAAUGGCUUGUACAUAACUGUAAAAAGAAGUGUUUCUAAUCAUUUUUAAUUUCUGUGCACUUUUUUUAUUUAAGUGAUAGUUUAAAUAAUAAACAUGUCUGUUUUAAACUUCA
This is a messenger RNA of Anguilla anguilla (European eel), 17441 nucleotides long. RefSeq names its product histone-lysine N-methyltransferase 2A-like. Gene Ontology annotation, cellular component: nucleus; histone methyltransferase complex. The transcript has 35 exons. NCBI's taxonomy places the organism in Eukaryota, Metazoa, Chordata, Actinopteri, Anguilliformes, Anguillidae. Gene Ontology annotation, molecular function: histone H3K4 methyltransferase activity; protein binding; zinc ion binding. Bases 291 to 13412 code for a protein of 4373 amino acids. The record is from RefSeq and is a predicted model, not a curated record. Gene Ontology annotation, biological process: positive regulation of DNA-templated transcription.